GCAGAACUUUAAUAUUAGGAACAGGACGACAAAUUAACUCUAGUAGAUUUACUUCACCAUAAGCUUUCAGUCGUUUUGCAACCGACACCUCAUCAAUGAUCCGGGCGAUGUCGGCAAAAGAAAUCCGUGGGAGAUUAUGCAGAGACGCAGUGGACUCCAUUACAGCGGCGCUUUGUUUACCCUGCUAAAUGAAACCGGAAAUACGUCAUCGGGCUCUGUGAAAAGGGCGAAUUCAGUAGUAUUGUAGUAUGUGACACUGGAACCAUCCGCCCUCUAGCGGUCAAAGUGGACGUCUGUCCGUGUUGCGUAACAAAUAUGGCGAUUUAGGUUUGAAAAAUCGAGAUGACAAUGGAAACAAAGGAAAUGUUACAGUUGGUGAUACAAAUAGAAAAACUACACGAGGUUGGAAAUUACGAAGACAUUUUAUGUAUUUUAACAGAUCUUCACAAUGCUCACGUAUCAUUAGUCCAGCUACAAACCACAGACGUUGCCAUUCGUGUUUAUCAGCUUUUAAAGACAUGUCCAGUAACUAAAGUUCGCAAAAGUGCCAAGGGUCUGCUUUCAAAAUGGAAGCGCCUAUACGGUUCACCUUACGAACACAGAAAUAACAAAUUAACUCCAACUGAAAAGGGUGAAUUAAUUUCUGGUACCACAAAGCACCUUGAUCAAAAUGAGAGAGACAGUGAAACAGUUACGAGCCACAAAGUCGAGCACAAUAUCAUACAUCAGGAUCAGGAAACAGGAGACCAUUCUUCUAAAGAUGCCACUAUAUCAACAGUGGAAACUAGUUUGCCAAAACCCAAGGAUCUUGAGACAGUUCCUUCAGGAGAGUCUCCAACCACCUUGACACUUUCACCUCAAACUGGCAGUUUUACAAACUCCACCACUUUGAGAGCCAAGUGUGUGGAGCUACUUCUCCAGGCCAUAAACCCAGAUCAAAAAUCAGACCCUGAGCAGACAGACUUGCUUCACAGCCUGGCUCAGACCAUAGAAACACACAUUUACACAAUCCAUGGCAGCAAUUUACUUAAAUACAAGUCCUGCAUAAGAAGCAAAAUUGCCAACUUGAAGAACAAAAAGAGCCCUCAUCUGCGCCAUGGACUUCUGACCGGCACUCUGGCUUCGGAUGCGUUUGUCCGCAUGAGUGCUGAGGAGAUGGCUGGCGAGGAGCUACGCCGGCUCAGGCAGGACUACACGGAAGCAAGUAUUGGUGAGCACCAAAUGCCGCAUGAACUGGAAGGGACCCCCACAACGAAAGUGCGAUGCCAACGCUGCGAGGGUACAGACUGCAGGAUGACACAAGUUUCCCGUGGCACACUUUUCCUCCCUUCCUGGGUCAAGAGGGACAGUGCAGAUGAGGACGCCUUGACAUUUAUGACUUGUACCACAUGUGGGGCUCAGUGGUAUCAUAAUCGCUGGGUGUGCCUUUGAUUAAGUCUAGAGUUUAGGGCAUUGGUUCUCAGCUUUUUUGUCAGCAGGGUAAACAGUGCCCAAGAGCCAGUUUAGUGGGCAGCAGAAAUUCAGUAAUGUAUAGUUAUUUAUUAUGUAUAGUUCUGUGUGUGUUUUAAUAUUGCCAUUUUUGUUAUAAUACAGACUGUUAUAAUACAAUACAUUUUCUUGUAACACUAACAUUUAAAAAUUCUUUGUCAAUUUAAUGUGUCAAAUUAGUCAGCUAAAAAAAAUCACAAACAAAUGUGGGCUACUUUUGGGGCAUUUAGCAACUAUCUUGUAACAUGCUGCCUACCCCUGUCGGUGAGCUUAGAUUACUGUCUCUCUUUGCUGAGUAUGUAUGUGAAUGUUUGGCAUGCACUGCUGUGACUUUAAAGACUGUUCCUCUUUCAACAAUAAAUAUAUUUUCAGUUUC
Molecule: messenger RNA, 1864 nt
Organism: Trichomycterus rosablanca
Lineage: Eukaryota; Metazoa; Chordata; Actinopteri; Siluriformes; Trichomycteridae
Product: transcription elongation factor A N-terminal and central domain-containing protein
Exons: 3
Coding region: 343-1431 (362 amino acids)
Biological process (GO): DNA-templated transcription
Cellular component (GO): nucleus
Source: RefSeq, a predicted model, not a curated record